AUGGCAAAUCUCACCAGGUUUAUAAGCCAGUGCUCCGUGGUAUGCAAAGAAAAGCCUGUGGACCACGCGGAGGAUCCAGAUCCCAAGUCUGUUGCGUACCGUCUGUACACAGAUGGAGGAAAUAUGCCUGGAGAUAUGCCAGGAGAUAAACGGCCUGCUGAUAUCGGGGAAACUGCAAAAGCUGCUACUGCCAAGUCGUUGUGCAUCAGAAAAGGCUGUUUGUUCUAUGGCUCCCCAGGAACGGCAAAGACGCUGGUUGUUCGUGCUCUUGCUAACGAAUGUAGCCGAGGAGACAGGAAAAUACCGUUUUUUAUGAGAAAAGCUUCAGACUGCCUGGGACAAUGGGUGGGGGAAUCAGAACGUCAGCUUCGCUCGUUAUUUGAACAGGCCUAUCAGAUGCGACCUUCAGUUAUUUUCUUUGAUGAGGUAGAUGGCCUCGCUCCUGUGCAGUGCAGUAAACAAGACCAAAUUCAUAGUUCCAUUGUCUCAACACUUCUGACACUUCUGGAUGGCAUAGACAACAGAGGGGAGAUUGUGGUAGUCGGAGCCACCAACAGACUAGGUUCUAUAGAUCCUGCUUUACGGAGACCAGGACGCUUUGACAGAGAGUUCCUCUUCAACUUGCCAAAUAAAGAGGCUAGAAAAGAAAUUUUCAAGAUUCAUACUCGUGACCGGAUCCCUAAGCCACCGGACCUGUUGCUUGAUGAGCUAGCUGAGAAAUGCAUUGGUGAAUGUGGUGCAGAUAUAAAAUCCUUAUGUGCUGAAGCUGCGCUGUGCUCUCUGUGUCGACGCUAUCCUCCGAUCUAUGCAAGUGGGGAGAAAUUGCGACUAGACGUUAAUUCCAUGAAACUAAAAGCAAAGGCUUUUUUGAUGGCUGUGAAGAAGGUUGUUCCAGCUUCAAACAGGAUUGUGGCUUCACCUGGACAAGCACUAUCACCCAUUUUUAAGCCGCUUUUUGAAAAUUCAGUAGCGAAUAUUUUACAAGCCGCGCAGAAGACAUUUCCGCAUGCAGAGCUUGCGCUAAAGAAGGACCGACAGCAAGACAAUUUAAAUCCUAUUUUACAAGAUGAUAUACUUGACAGUGAUGACGACGCAUCCUCAAUCUCUGGAGAUGAACUACCAGAUAAAAUGCCUGACAGACCCGAGGAAAAAUUCCUCUGUUUCUGCAGGAGUGCUUACUACAAACCGCCAUCAUGUCAGCCCCAUCUGCUAAUAGUAGGAAAAGCGGGAUAUGGCCAGGUUUCUUAUUUGGCACCCGCGGUGUUGCAUGCUUUGGAGAAGUUUCCCGUUCACACCCUGGAGCUAUCCAUUCUGUUUACAAACAUUGCACCGCCAGAAGAAAUAUGCGGAGAGAUCCAAAAAUGCUUUCUUAAGGAAUUUGGAGAAGUUUAGAGUAAGGAGGACAGAGCAAGAAUUUUUGAGGACCUAAUUCUAGAUCGAACUGCUAAGCCUCCGGUAAAGAAAGCAGUUCGCCGGACAUUGGAAGUCCUGCCUGUAGCAUCACCAGCUGAGCCUCAAGAGCCGACAGAGGAAGAAGUAGGACUGCUGGAGGAGGAAGCGGAGGAUACGUUGCGUGAACUUAGCAUUUUCUUAAGGGAGGUUACUCAGAGACUUGCCACUGACAGACGUUUCAUGGAAUUUACAAAGCCCGUUGACCCACAGAAGGUACCUGGUUAUGCAACAAUCACUAAAGAGGCAAUGGAUCUUUCAACAGUCCUCAGUAAAAUUGACUCGCCCCAAUACCUAAGUGCAGGAGACUUUCUGAAGGAUAUUGAUCUGAUCUGUAACAAUGCCUUAGAAUACAACCCAGAUCAAAGACCUGCAGAUCCUCUCGUUAGGAACAGAGCCUAUGUUUUGCAAGACACUGCAUAUUCUAUAGUGAUGAAAGAAAUGGAUGCAGAGGUUGGGUGACUUUGGGAAGAACUUAAAGAAUCUUGUGAGAAAAGAGGGAUACAGACAAUGGGACCUCAGUUCCUUUGUUUUCCUUGUCAGUCAAGUAAGAUGAAGAUAAUGGAUUUUGAAGAAAGAAUUCUUUUGAAAGAAAGCGCAGAAGGAACAAAUCUGCAGGUACUGCAGCAAAGAGAAGAAGGAGUUUUCAAUUCGAUAAAGAAAAUGAAGUACCGGAAGAUGACCAAAAUGGAAGAGAUUGUUUUGCAGGUAGGACAGCAACAGAUGAGUGUUGAGAACACCGUGGAAGCUUCUACAGAGCCAGACAAUGUAGUUAUUGUGGAUCACUAUGAGCUCAAAGAGAUUAAGAAAGGAAUCGCAGUCUUCCAGUAUUACAAGUAA
This is a messenger RNA of Cygnus atratus (black swan), 2289 nucleotides long. RefSeq names its product ATPase family AAA domain-containing protein 2-like. The record is from RefSeq and is a predicted model, not a curated record. Gene Ontology annotation, biological process: positive regulation of transcription by RNA polymerase II. Gene Ontology annotation, cellular component: nucleus. Gene Ontology annotation, molecular function: ATP binding; histone binding; ATP hydrolysis activity. NCBI's taxonomy places the organism in Eukaryota, Metazoa, Chordata, Aves, Anseriformes, Anatidae.